Cottoperca gobio is the source of this 2577-nucleotide messenger RNA. It is a transcript of the gene ghrhrl, whose product is annotated as growth hormone releasing hormone receptor, like. The transcript has 13 exons. Gene Ontology annotation, molecular function: growth hormone-releasing hormone receptor activity; peptide hormone binding; G protein-coupled peptide receptor activity. Gene Ontology annotation, cellular component: plasma membrane. Gene Ontology annotation, biological process: positive regulation of cell population proliferation; adenylate cyclase-activating G protein-coupled receptor signaling pathway; cell surface receptor signaling pathway. The record is from RefSeq and is a predicted model, not a curated record. The coding region runs from base 57 to 1271 and encodes 404 amino acids. Lineage: Eukaryota; Metazoa; Chordata; Actinopteri; Perciformes; Bovichtidae.
GAGAGCAGGGUCUCAGCAUCCCACCCUGCAGGAGAGAGAAGGGAGGAAUCUACAUCAUGUCCUGUCUCCACAUCAGAGGGAUCUUUCUCACUCUGUGUUUGGCUUCAAAUGCUUUGUCGAGCCUGCACCCUGAAUGCGAGUACAUAUUUCAUCUGGAGAAAGAGGAGCGGCUCUGCCUUCAGUACAUUGCAGCGCAGGGCAACAGAAGCACAGAAGGUUGUCGACUAUUCUGGGAUGCAGUCACCUGCUGGCCUCAUGCAGCCGUCGGGGAAGCGGUCCAAAGAGCUUGUCCUGCCGUAUUCUCCCUCUUCAAAAACAACACAGGUUCAGUGAGCCGUAACUGCACCAGCGGAGGUUGGUCCAGACCUUUCCCACCGUACCACAUCGCCUGCAGUGUGGAUGAUGACAUUCCUGAGACAGAGCAGUCGUACUUUGCCACAGUGAAGCUGAUUUACACCGUCGGCCACAGCGUCUCUCUAGUGGUGCUGGCUGUUGCUGUGUGCAUCCUGUUGUUCUUCAGGAGGCUGCGUUGUGCCAGGAACUUUAUUCACAUCCAGCUCUUCAUCACAUUUAUCCUGAAAGCGGUGGCGGUGUUCAUAAAGGAUGCAACUCUUUUCUCAAGUGACGACACCAACCAUUGCACCCUUUCCACAUUUGCCUGUAAGGCUUCUGUGGUCUUCUGUCACUACUGUGUAAUGUCCAAUUUUUUCUGGCUCCUGGUGGAGGCACUUUACCUCAACUCCCUGCUGCUUUCGUCCUUUUAUCACAGUCGUCGGUGCCUCUGGGGCUUCAGCCUGCUGGGAUGGGGUGUACCUGUGCUCUUCAUCGCCCUGUGGAUUGGAUCCAGGAUGUAUUUUGAGGACACAGAAUGUUGGGACAUCAACGAGGACUCGCCCUAUUGGUGGAUCAUCAAGGGACCAAUAGUUGUGUCUAUAGCGGUCAAUUUCAUUCUCCUUAUGAACAUCAUCAGAAUCCUGGUACAGAAGCUGAAUCCUCGGCUGAUCCACUUCAACAACUCCUCUCAGUACAGACGCCUGACGAAGUCAACGCUGCUCCUCAUCCCUUUGUUUGGUACUCACUACAUGGUCUUCAAUUUUCUGCCUGACUACUUCAAUGUUAGCCUGCGCCUCUGUAUCGAGCUCUGCAUGGGAUCCUUCCAGGGGCUUCUUGUAGCCAUUCUCUAUUGCUUUCUCAAUCAAGAGCCUGAUGCUGCAUGUUGUGGACGUAUGCAUGUGUGCAGGUGCAGAAAGAGGUCCACAUGCAGUGGCUGAGGUGGCAGGAGCGGAGUUAUGGUGUUGUGUCACCUGCUGCAAAAUGCAGCCAGAUGGACACACCCUUCUAGUGGUGGCCGUCACCCUUUACCUACAGGUCAUCUGCUCAUUGGACGUUCACUGAGGAUCGCUUCUGCUCUUCUCAUCAUCACCCAAUGGGCUGCUCAGAACGGACAUGUCUGCAAGUUUUCAUUCCAAACUACGAUGGCUGCAAAAAAGGAGCAUGUUUAUGAAAUCUAAUUACAUUUUACACACAUUUCAAGACAGAUCCUGCCAAUUUCAUAUGCAUUUCCCAUAAGACACUGGGGCAAUAACUUGAGAAAUUUCAGCUUCAAGAUUUCCUUGGCUGCCUCACCAGUGAAAUUAAAGAAUGAUACAUUUGCUGAGCUGAGAGUUUAACCUUUAAUUAGUUUCAGUAGCAAUGGGUUUUAACAUAAUGAAACACAAUCUUAGCGAGUGUCUAUUUGAAUGUAGUCUCUGUGUAGGUGCUAACGUAACAUUCAGUGGAAUAAUUCCAUUUCUUACCAUUAAAAUGGGUUAUUAUUAACGACUUUAAUAUUAUUCAACGGUAUUAUAACGUUGUAUUACAUAACUUAAGUUUCUUUUGGUCUUUGCACAUAUAUGUUUGUUUGUAUAUUUAAUGCAUUACAGUGCAUUGAUUUGCAUAGAAUGAUACAAUUGUAUAUAUGAUUGGUUAGAUUAAUGUUUGUAUUCUUGUGUUAUAAGCUGAUAUUUUCCUCAUGAUAAAAAGUCAUGCAAAAUAUUGAAUCAGUGCCCAGUUUUGCACCAUCCUCUUGUUACAAAUGCAUACAAUACAAUAAUUAUUUUGCCUAAAAGUGUAUAAAGUAGUCGACUGUCAGAUUGUUGCUUCAUACACACUUCUCUCUGUUGUUGCAUGUGGAUGCUGCUGCUGCUGCUGCUGCUGCUGCUUUUAUUGUGCCUCUCUUUGUGAUGUUUUAAUGCCUUGUAGAAAAAACAGGUUAUUGCAAGUUAAAGCACUCAAAUGUUUACUCAGCUUCUUUAUGGAUCUCUGCAACCGCUUUCACAAAAUGUAGAUAUCAUCAGCUGGCAGCUACGAAAUGUCAAAUCACUGAUCAAAUCUAAAGCCAUCAAAGUUAUUAUUGCAGCUGCAUUUCAUUUAGAUACAAUCUUGAAACAGUUUGUGUUGAUACAGAAAUCCUGUAUCACUUUUCAUGAAGAUUGUUUUCCUAACAAUGUCAUUCAUAAAGAGCAACAUGAAAGUAUUUUGUAAAAUUCCACUUUUGCUUCACAAGGAAAACCUGAAUAAAUGUUAUUUAUUACUCGU